GUUCUAUAUGUGAAGGUUUUGAGGUUGGGGCUGGGACCUGAAGCCAAGACUGUGACAUCGGAUUCUGGAGUCAGCAAUGCCCUGGGACACCGAUUACUUCCUCUGUGACUCAGUUUCCCCUUCUGUAAAUGGGCGGUGUUGAGCUUGGGAAUGGGUGACUGAUUUGCUACUGUUACAAAUGCGCCCUGGCCCAGGUCCCAUCCCUGGCUGCGAGGGUGCAGGACACGCGGGACUCAGCAGUGCGAUUCCUGCCAGUGACCCUACUCCCUCGCAGGUCAAGGGACAGGAAGGGGAUUUAGUGGGCUUACAAUCUCACCGCGGAGGGGAUUAAUGGGGGAGGCGGGCAGCCGAGUGUGGAGCUUUCUUGAUCCCGCGGCCCCAGGAUGGCGGCCCUUGCCCGCCUGCUGGGCCGUCUCCUCUGGCCGGCCGGCAAGGAAGAGGAGGAAGAGGAGAGGGAGGAAGAGGAGGCGGCGGCGGGGAGCCGGGUCCCCGGUGGGCCGCCGCCUCUCCUGACCGCGCCGCGAUGCGUCCAGUGGCCGCACGGGGGUGCGGCGGCAGCGUGGGGCCUGCGCUUCGGGGCCAGCGCCGUGCAGGGCUGGCGCGCGCGCAUGGAGGACGCGCACUGCGCGCAGCUCGAGUUACCCGGGCUGCCCUCGGGCUGGGCUUUCUUCGCGGUCUUCGACGGCCACGGCGGGGCGCGAGCUGCCCGCUUCUGCGCGCGCCACCUGAUGAGCCACGCGCUCGAGGCGCUGGGCCCCGCGCCCUGCGAACCCGAGGGCGUCCGCGGGGCGCUGCGCCAGGCCUUCCUGAGCGCCGACGCGCGACUGCGUGCGCUCUGGCCCCGCGGCGACCCUGGCGGCUCCACGGCCGUGGCGCUGCUCGUCUCCCCGCGCUUCCUGUACCUGGCGCACUGCGGGGACUCGCGCGCCGUGCUGAGCCGCGCCGGCGCCGUGGCCUUCCGCACGGAGGACCACCGGCCGCUGCGGCCGCGGGAACGCGAGCGCAUCCACGACGCUGGCGGCACCAUCCGCCUCCGGCGCGUCGAGGGCUCCCUUGCCGUGUCGCGAGCGCUGGGGGACUUUGCCUUCAAGCAGGUGCCGGGGAGGCCCCCAGAGCAGCAGCUCGUGUCUGCGGAGCCCGAGGUGACCGCGCUGGCACGCCGCGCUGAAGAUGAGUUCGUGCUCCUGGCCUCGGACGGCGUGUGGGACGCCCUGUCCGGAGCGGCCCUGGCGGAGCUGGUGGCUUCGCGCCUCGGCCUGGGCCUGGCCCCGGAGCUUCUGUGCGCCCAGCUGUUGGACACGUGUCUGUGCAAGGGCAGCCUGGACAACAUGACCUGCAUCCUGGUCUGCUUCCCGGGAGCCCCCGGGCCUUCUGAGGAGGCGGUCAGGAGGGAGCGGGCACUGGAUGCGGCGCUGGGCUGCAGAGUCGCAGAGCUGUGCGCCUCUGCCCGGGAGCCCCCCACCCUCAACGCGGUGUUUAGGACCCUGGCCUCGGAGCACGUCCCGGAUCUGCCUCCCGGGGGAGGGCUGCACUGCAAGGCUGCGGUCAUCGCCCAAGCUUACAGAGAGUGCUGCGGGCAGGUCUGCCAGGUGGGGGAACUCCACCGCCCACACCCACGCCCACAGCAGAGACAACAGAAACCAACCCCAGGGUUUUGAAAUGAAGACAGCUAGCUGAAGGGCUCCUAUCAGAUCACCGAGCUCAAUAACC
This is a messenger RNA of Oryctolagus cuniculus (rabbit), 1710 nucleotides long. Lineage: Eukaryota; Metazoa; Chordata; Mammalia; Lagomorpha; Leporidae. The record is from RefSeq and is a predicted model, not a curated record.